CACACCUUCGUCACUUUUCGUUCGAGUGGUUUUGUCCAGCCCCUUUCAUUGGCUGUUUUCCCACUGAGGUUGGGGCUAUUUCCCUCCACUCGGAGGUUUUGCCCACCUCUCUCGUAGUUUGUAUGUCCCAUAAUGUCCUGAAUACAUUCCGGGCCAUAGGUCGUGGGGACCUCACGGUCCCUCACUUCUGUUUUGGUUCCGUUCUGGCUUGCUUCCCGCUUGCCCGUUUGCCUCCUUUGCUUCCUCUUCCUCUUCUUAGCUUCGUUCCUCUGCUUUGUGCUUCGCUGCCCCAAGUGCCAGCUUGACAGGUUAUGGCCCUCUCUACGCCCGUCGAAGUGCUGCUCUCGCAGCCUCUUGCUUUGGUCACCGAGCUCGUGUCGUCUCCGGCUGGUGGUAGCACCUCGGUCGAAGUGUUCUCGAAUCUCUCUUUGUAUGCACCCACGCCUGCUCGCGCCAACUUGCCGCCGCCCGUCGCGGUUCGUCCGACUCGCGCCGUCGUGCCGCUUUGGAGCCCCGAUUGUACGAUGCCCGUCAUCACGGUCCUCCCGGACGACCUGGUGCCGUUCACGGGCAUUGCGGUCACGUGGACUGACCCCGUGUGUCGCCACAUCUCGCAGUGGCGCGACUUUGCGGCGACGUUCUCUACGUUUUUGAUGCAGGGCUACCUCACGGACCCGUCGUACUUGCGCAACGAGCUCAAGCUCAAGGCGUCGCAAUCCAGCGCUGCGCCCUCGCAAGCUGCGGCCAAGGCCGCCCUUCCUGCGCCGGACAACAUGACGACCGAGGAGUCCCGGAUGUGCCGUGACGACCUCGAUCUCUAUGCGACUACGCUACGCACGUGGUUCUUCACCCUCUGCGCUGCCGAAGAGCAGAAGCGUGUCCUCGCGAUCCUCUACUCGGCGCUCAGCCCGUCGUUGCACCACCUCAUCAAGAUGUGCUCCACGGCCUACGAGGCGUGGAAGGCUCUAUGUACUGCUGAACUCGCGCUCCUCUCGCCGGCGGCCUUUCCCGACCAGGAGGCUUUUGUCGACACGUUUUCCGUCUUCCCGAGUCGGACCCGACGUCGGAGCCGCGGCAUGUCGUUGGCCCUCGGCUGCGGCAUGCGCUUCGCGACGAUCCAAGUCGCGGUCGAGAGCGGCAACCUCGCGCUCGUGCAGUUCCUUUUGGGAAAUCGACUCGAAGCGAAGCUCAAGGAUGCCAUGUGCCAAGCCGCUGCCAGCAGCGAUCUCCAGAUUCUGCGCUGGCUCGUCACGCAGCCGAAAGCGCCCGACUACAUGCACAAGGUGCUCGAGGCCGCAUGCACCAACCUCAGUGAUGACGUUGUCGCGUACCUGCAGCGUGAGCAUGGCUUGCAACCAACGUUGGCGGAAUCGUCGCGAGUCAAGCGCCGUCGGAAGCGUGAGAAUGACGAGUAA
Molecule: messenger RNA, 1415 nt
Organism: Saprolegnia diclina VS20
Lineage: Eukaryota; Oomycota; Saprolegniomycetes; Saprolegniales; Saprolegniaceae
Exons: 4
Coding region: 312-1415 (367 amino acids)
Source: RefSeq, a predicted model, not a curated record